Messenger RNA from Vitrella brassicaformis, 652 nucleotides. Lineage: Eukaryota; Vitrellaceae. The record is from the annotation of a GenBank genome assembly.
AUGACCACAGGCGGCAGCACGUCCGAGCCUCGACAACAGAAGAACAUAUGGCGACGAAUGGUGACAAAGAGCACGAAUCAACAGCGCUCUUCAUUCUCCCUCUGUCUGUGUGUCCAUUGUGUGCCCUGCAUUUCACUGCAGAUGCGUAGCAAGCCAUCGCAUCUCAUCCGCGAGGAGCUCCAUCUUGACGCUGAUGAGCCACCCUCUCACCAACUGCCCGUCAGCGCGCCACUCCCACCAGAAUCACCGGUCGAGCUGCGCAAGUGCAUCACCUUUGCCGACCUCGUGCUCUUCGGCAUCGGGGCCACUGUCGGUACCUCGACAGCCACAAACACGACAAGAAGAGGAAGACGAUCAUAGCAGAUGCGGGCGUCGGUCUGAUUGCCCGCUUGCUGCAGGUGCGGGAAUCUUUGUGGUGACUGGCGAGGGCGGCCGCAUGGCUGGGCCGGGCCUCGUCUUGUCGUUUGUGACGGCCUGCGGCGGCUGCCUGCUGUCGGCGCUCGCCUACGCCGAGUUCGCCAGCGACAUUCCCAGCGCGGGAUCGGCCUACACGUUCGUCUACAGCAGCCUCGGGGAGCUGUUUGCCUUCCUCAACGGUCUCUUUCUCGUCAUGGAGUACGGCCUCUCUGGUAGAGAUGAACACACUCAUUGA